Rhipicephalus sanguineus (brown dog tick) is the source of this 4921-nucleotide messenger RNA. RefSeq lists its product as uncharacterized. Lineage: Eukaryota; Metazoa; Arthropoda; Arachnida; Ixodida; Ixodidae. Gene Ontology annotation, molecular function: protein binding. The transcript is spliced from 10 exons. The record is from RefSeq and is a predicted model, not a curated record. The coding region runs from base 250 to 2130 and encodes 626 amino acids.
UUCACCGUGGACAGGCCGUGUUUUGCCGAUGCGUUUGCUGUCAAACACUUUGAAUGUUGCGGCGAUUGCUCGAAGGAGCCGCUUCUGUGAAUACUUUAACACAGUUACGCAGACUUUGCGCGACUAUUUGAGCGCGUUACAUCCGAUGCACGGCGACCGCACUGUCAAGUUCGCACAGGCGUUCACGAUUGGGCUCGUGGUCAGUUAACAUAACUUUCGGUACGGACGGUCUUCACGAGCUGCAGCGAUAUGGGAAAUGCCGAAACCCACGAGGGAGCACCUCCACCAGAUUUGCUCAACAGACAUCUCGACCUUAGCGUCAAAGUCGACGACCGCUCCUUCCACAAGCACAUCAGUGGUGACCACAGCGAGAAGAGCCUCACAGACCUUCCCUGGAGCCUCAGAGAUGCCGUAUCAUUGUACGAAUCGCUCAAUGUGUCUUUCAAUGAACUGGCAACGUUGCCUCCCGAGAUACCAUUCAGACUGCCGCAUCUACGCAUCUUGGAUCUGAGCUACAACCGGCUCAAGUCCCUGCCGGACAGCGUCGGCUUUCUCUUCCACCUCGAAGAGCUGCUAGUUCCUUUCAACCAGCUUGAGUCCAUACCGGAUUCGAUAAUCUACUUAAAGGUGCUUCAAAAGCUUGACCUCUCGCACAACUGCAUCAAGCAACUCCCCGACAACCUGGGGAAAGUAACGACCCUGGCCAAACUGAACGUGAGUCACAACAAGCUCACGUCCCUGCCAAAGUCGCUGGGAAAGCUGCCCAACCUGAAGACAAUUCUCGCUGCCGGGAAUGCCGACAUCACGAGCCCGCCCCUAGCGGUCUGCGAGAAGGGGUCGGAUGCCGUUCUUCAGCACCUGAGGAAGUCGGUCCACAUACAGGAGAAGCCGACGCUGCGAGCCGUCGAAUGCAACCAGUUCCCGAGGGUGCGUGGAAACCUGGUGGCGACUUCGGUGCCAAACCUCCACUCGGCGCAUGCGCAGUACUUGCAGAUACAGACAGACACGGUGAACACGGCAAGCCGCAUCAAGACUCCUCUGCUACCACCUAUUGGGGCUACCAAGUUGGAGCCCAAUAUACUUACGGACAGGAUAACAGGUCUGCUGUAUGGAGCUGCCAUCGGCGACGCGAUCGGAGUUGCAACCGAGUUCAUGACUGUGGAUGAGUGCGCCUUCUACUAUGACCCCCAGUGCCUCGAGUAUACAUCUAUAAGGAGAGACGAGCAUCGAGUGCGGUGGAAGCAAGGAGACUGGACAUGUAAUGCCGACCAAAUGUUUUUAGUGCUUGAUUCAUUGCUGCGAUGGGCUGGCGUUGUCGACGAGCUUGACUUUGCAAAGCGACUGGUGUCCUGGAAACGAUCUGGCGUACCUGAGCUUGGAGAUGCUGAAGGUUUCCUCCUGUCUGAUCUUACCAAACUGGUGCUUCAAGAGGAAGGCUACAUGAAUGCCCCACACCAAGUGGCAUUGCAGGUUUUUCAACGAAGCCAGCCUGCCUGCAACAACGGCCUUGGCAAGCCACACGAAGCUGGCACACCAGUCCUGGUUGACAAUGGAUCCCUGACGAGGGCUAUUGCACUAGGCAUACCAGUGUUCCACAACUUGUCAGAGGUUGCGUCGAAUUCCGUGCGGAUAUGCCUGGCCACCCACCCGGAGGAACAGUGCAAGGCGGCAUCCGUGGCCAUUUCAACAACUCUCGCAACCAUUUUGCAGGGCAAGCACAACCUGUACAGCUGCGUGGAUGUGGAUAGGCUACUCGACACGGUGUUCCAGCUCUCAGUGAAACAGUUGACGAGUGAGAGCAGCAUUGCAAGCUUCAAGAAAUGCUUCGAAGCAAGCUGCUUUGAGGAAUUGCAGCUGAAUGAUCAGCAGUCGAGCAGUCACCCAUUCAAGGCCUUAUCUGCAAGCAUCAUGGCUCUGAAGCAGUGCACUGACUACAGGUCUACGAUCAGCCAUUUGGCCAUGCAAGGGGGACACAGCAGCGUCAACUGCUGCCUGGCGGGUGCCUUCCUCGGCUGCCGGGAUGGAUUUUCGGCCCUGCCCGAGUCCUGGGUGCAGGGACUGCUGCCAAAACAGCGCGCAUGGCUCAACGAGCGCGUCAACAGCCUGCUCGACAAAAUGGGUCUUCCCUAAAUGCUGCUUCCCACCCCCCUCACCCUCACAGACCAGAGAACUGCCUUCGCAAAGAAUCGGGAUCCUUCACGAGAGGAGUGCUAGUUGGUGGAACUGGUGGCAUGUGGUGCUGGUACAGCCUCGGACAGACUUAUCUGGACCACAGAUGCACUGGACCUGGAAAUACAUCCACACUGUCUAGUGCAGGCUACUGGUGCAAGACUUAAAUGAGCUUAAAUUUUGGUAGUACUAUACGAGCGAAGUGGUUUUCGCAUGUGCAGCUCAUGUAAAAAUUUCAGCAUGACGUUGUUUACGGCACGAUAGUGUAUAUGCAUGAUCAUAGAAUCGCAGAAUUUGACAGGAACGUCUUCUUCCAGGAAUAUGCUGUACAUAUUCUUUUUCUCUUCAACAAAUUGUUACUAACCUUGUAUGAUUAUUUCAUUAUACUGAACACUGCAGUGCUAUUCUGGAUGCAAUGAAAUUCCGCCAUAUUGCCUAUUUUGUAAUAUUGUGCGCUUAGAUUGGCUAAGCCCCGUCUGUUUGUUUCAUGAACUAAGAUGGCGGAAUUUCGAAACUUGGCAAAAUUUGAUGUCGUACAGACAAACACGCCUGGUUUGACCCGUCUUUCCAAGUGCUUUCUUACGAUCAUCUAUUGUAGUAAUGUGCCUUCAUAUCUCACUAACCUACUGCCAAUGUACAAUUCUUCAUGAACCCUUACUUAGGUUUGUUAAUGUGUAUUAUGCGACAGUGCGUUUGGAUGAAACGGGGCUAACUUGGUGUUGAUUUAAUUGCACUGUCACACCCUAUGUGGAAUUCGAGCAGGUGUAGUCAUUGACAAGGUCACGGUGAACACAACAAAUGGCUUGGCAAAGUGGCGAACGAAAUUGAUGAGCCACAAAUUGUAGGGUUCUCAUUAAAUUUCUUUCUUGCAAUCUCCUUAUCUACAGGCACAGCUUGAACGUUAGUUGCUCCUACAACUUGAAGACAUUUAGCUCCUCCAUGUUUCUCGUGGUAUGUUUAAUAUUUCCUAUAUCUGCAUGCAGAUGAAAUGUGCAGAGAGGCCACAUUUUUGUAUGUUGAGCUAACACAGAAAUCAGGUUAUGAAGGCUUACUGACCAACAAACACCUUAUGAAGUCCAUAAUAUUCAAAAAAUGUUUAUUACGAGUUAGCGAUGCUUUGAUUGUUCCUAUAUAUACGUGCAUGUAACAUUGUCUGCCUCUCAGUUCAAACUAGGAUUUCUUUCCCCAUAUUUUUGUAGCUAAUGCUGAUGCAUGUAUUAAAGCUCUUAAAGUUUUAAAUGUGGCCAUUAUCUGCAAGUCUGAAAACCAGGGCCUCUACUUUUCCAUCUACACUAACAGAAGAUUUGUACGAGCUAGAAUUGUGUGACGCGUUUGUCAUCACUACCGCAGAUGAUAGUGCAAUCUCCCUUCUUCUCAUGUUAUGUGGAAGUCUUAUCUGUGAUAUCGUACGUACUUGGCAUGGCAGCUUAUAGAGCAAAGAUUGUAGUGUUGGUUAUUUUAUACAUUUAUGUACAUUUGAACAAAUGAAAAAGAAGAGAGAAUGCAUGAUGCAGCAAUUGUAAGUACCAGGGCUUUUUCCAGCUUGGUAUCCCGUUUUUGAAAGAAUUCAGCAAUGCUUCAAAAAACACUGCCAGCUUUCAAGUUCCGUCAAGGAGUUUCACAAAAAAGUGCGAACCAGUUACGGUGCCAGCUGUUUCAAUUUUUCGGCGCUCAGACACAUUUUACUUGCACGAGUAGUAAGGAGAUGACGUGACACAAGGUGUGGCCUCGGGGAUCGGCGCGGAAAACUUUUGUCCCGCUCAUCACUACGAAACUGACAACACCGAGUGGUCUUAUGUGGCUUUGCUGCUCAAUACCAAAGGCCAUGUUAUACAUUACCCUUCUUUGUUGCUUGCUGUGUUGUGAUGUGCGAUAAUCGGCGAGCCAACUUGUCUUGCCAGUUAUCACACAUCAUAACACAACAGCGUUACCUUCAAUGCAUAAUUGGCGAGUGAGCUAGGCUUGCUAAUUAUGCAUUGAAGGUAAUGAAAUCAGGUUAUGUGAGACUUCUUGAGCCUUUCGUGAGCACUCAAGAAAUUUUGGACACGAAUUACGAUGCAAGAAAGUGCCAGUUUGCUUAAAAAGAGCUCUUCAUUUGUGGUGUCUUUUACUGACAUUGUAUAUAUGCUCCCUUCGGUCAUUGAACUAUUGGGCCUAUCCAGCUUUUGUGUGAAUGGCAGAUCAGUGACACACUAGCUGUAAGAAUGAAACAACAGCAUUUACUUCCAGUCUGCAAACAGCUGCUACUAUCACUUUGCAACCUAAAUGGGCCUGACGGCAAUGACUAUUAAUGUUUGCUAGGGUGCUAGCAAUACCAUUGUGAAACUAGCUAUAUUGGACAUCAAUUCAAAAGAACAAUAAAAACAACUUGAACAAGAAGAAGGUUACCGCAUUCAGAAAGUCUCAAAGUAAAAUGCCUUGCUUCUAAAUUUACCUCCCUAGGGACCAAUCCCCCUUUUCAAGCUGCUGACUGAAACGACCAAUUGAUAACUUCAUGUGUUGUGUGCUGUUUAUGUUAAAUGCAGGCAGCUGGCAGUUUUUUUGUUUUACUAACCUUUACUCCUUUGGAAUAAUAUUUGAGCACGACUGGUUCCUUUGGAAUAAUAUUUGAGCACGACUGGUUUUUCUUUCUUUGUGCAACUUGUCCGUUCCCAACAAAGAAAUGUACUACAAGACAUUGUACCGAAUUGUGUGCCGUGUUUUAAUGUCACGAUGAUUGGAUGAUUAAAACUGGUUCACUGGUGUUUUGAAA